GCCUUUUCAGCGAAGUCACGUGACCGGCGGCUUUGACGUCACCAGUGUUUCGGAGCUGAGAGCCGAGCCGAGCGCGCGCACUGACUGUCAGUCUGCGGAGUUUGGAGUGGCGGCUGGCUCUCUGUCUCUCUCUCUCUCUCUCUCUCUCUCUCUCUCUCUCUCUCUCUUUCACUCUCUCUCUCUCUCUCUGCCUCUCUCUAUCUCUCUAUCACUCACACACACACACAUGCGCGUGUGUGUACUGCCAGCGCGUCUCCAGGUUAUGGACAUCUAAAAGAUCAGAAAUCAUCAGCUGUCCAUCUACAUUUCCUGAGCUGAAACAGAAUACUCAUCAUAAUGGGGAAGCAGAACAGCAAACUCCGUCCCGAGGUGAUCCAGGACCUGCUGGAGAGCACCGAUUUCACUGAGGAAGAGAUUCAGGAGUGGUAUAAGGGCUUCCUCCGGGACUGUCCCAGCGGCGCGCUCACCAUGGAAGAGUUCAAGAAGAUCUACGGCAACUUCUUCCCGUACGGCGACGCGUCCAAGUUCGCCGAGCACGUCUUCCGAACCUUCGACGCCAACGGGGACGGAACGAUAGACUUCCGAGAGUUCAUCAUCGCUCUGAGCAUCACGUCACGUGGCCAGCUCGACCAGAAACUCAAGUGGGCUUUCAGCAUGUACGACCUGGAUGGCAACGGCUACAUCAGCAAGGCAGAGAUGCUGGAGAUCGUACAGGCCAUCUAUAAGAUGGUGUCGUCGGUGAUGAAGAUGCCGGAGGACGAAUCCACGCCCGAGAAGCGAACAGAUAAAAUCUUCCGCCAGAUGGACACAAACCGUGAUGGUAAACUGUCCCUGGAGGAAUUCGUGGAAGGAGCAAAGAACGACCCGUCCAUCGUGCGGCUCCUGCAGUGUGACCCGAGCAGCGCUGGGCAGUAAAAUGGGCAGAGCGACGCCACCUGCUGCACGGAACCCAACACUGCAGCGCUCUCCUUUUAAAACACACAGAUCAGUGUGAGCGGGAAAUCAUUACAACGAGCAGGAGCGGUCUGCUUAGAGAAUCACACACACACACACACACACACACACACACACAUGGACUCAGUGACUUGAGUAAAUCCGUGUUCGGUGCAUACGCACUGAGACAGGAAACGGCACCUUCACACAGGAAGUGCUGGUGCGAAAUGUACAUUUUGUGUAAUAUACAGUAGAAUCAUGGUACGGUCCGAAAUGAUGACGUCUGGGAAGUGUUGGAAAGAACCGGAGGGAGAAAACUGUAACUAGUUAGUAAAGUAGCUAAUUUAGCUGUGUCAUUUUGUAACUAUGAGUUCGUACGUUGCUCUGGGUUUUUGUUUCGUUUUGUCUUUUCCGUAAAACUUUAUCCCAUGACCCAGUGGCCUAACGUUCGAAUGGCCGCCAGGUUUGGUCCCCUGCAGACGGAGGCGUCGAGGUCACUUCAGAAUGCACCGUCAAAUGUUACGACGUCAGAUAUGAAGGGAAAUGUAUUAUAACGUGCUACCGCUCGCCUGCUCAGUGACCGCAAAGCGUAAUCGCCGUGGCGAGGUCAGAUUUUUAAAAACUCCGUUUCUGAAUAACACUCUACGUGUGUCGUUGUCGUUGUUAUGGUAAUAUAGAGGAUACUAUAUCAUGAUCACCUUGAGCAAAGAGUUAUUGCGUGAGCAUCGUUAGCUAAGCUAGCUAGUUCAGUAACAUUAGCCAGCUUACACAAUAUUAACCUUACCGCUUUAGCAGUAUUUAUCAGAUGUUAUUAAGUGCGAUGAAGCUAUAACACGUUACUCCGAAGUUGAUUCGUUUCCUAUAACAACACCCCCCCGAGUGUUCAGUGUUUUAUUCCUCUUACACCACAGCAAUUUGCCCACAGUUGCGAUUUAUUUUUAUUUAUUAAAAAAGACAAAACAACAUGCCGAUGAUACACUUGUGUAUCUGUUUAUAGUUACCGACUUUACCUCGCUGACACUGGAGACUCCUUCCGUAAAAUGUUAAAUAACUAAAUCGAAUAAAUCUCCGUACGGAAAAACGUCGCCGCGAGCUGUUUCUAUAGAAACGAUAACGUAUCGAGCAGCGCUGCGGUGUAAAGUCGUCGUGUGGCGUCCGCGUACGAUGUUUUCGAUUUAUAUUAAAACAACACGUUGAAAUAAAGAGCUGCGGUGUCGAGGUCAGACGUCAUGGCUCCGCCCUUCCUGACACGUGAAUCUGAGAGCAACUUUCUCAAGACCGCUUUUUAAAAACUUUUAUUAUAUUUAACGUUCAUCGCUUAGCAGGAAUCGCUUUCGAUCCGAAUUGCCGUAGGAGCGAAGCAGCCGAGGUAACCGCCGACGCUUCAGCGUUGUGAUCGACGUCACCCGUGUCUUGUUUUGAAGUGAGGUUAGCCUAUUCGAUAUACAGCAGCAUGUGAACGAGUCUAAUCGCAUUUCUGAUGCACGCCGCGAUAAAAUCAGAUUUGGGACGUAGUAUAUUAUCAACCUUUUUUUUCGGAUCAGACCUCGUUUAUCCUGCGUAACGUGAGGCUUCGUCCGGUUCGCGUUCGCUCGGGAUAUCGGAUAAUGUUUUUGCACUGUACCCGGACACACGGCUAACAACAAGACGCCGACAGUCUGUACAGAGAUUUAUUAUAAAUACGAAUAAAUAAAAUAGAAACCCGUUUAAAUAUGUUUCCUCACCUGUUUUACACUGGAUUAGCAGUAGACAUUUGCUGAUCUGAAGUUUUCUUAACUGUUUUCUUAAUUUUCAAGCUGACUAGCAUAGCUAACCUCGUAACAUUAGCUAGCUACAUUUACAACAUAUACACUGUGAUGUAUCCUGUAACUGACCACCAGCACACGCCUGCUUAGCAUCAAACCGAGCUAAAUCAGCAGAGUUCUCCACAUCUAAUUGACGACUCCAGCAGUGAACGUACACAUUAAAGUACUAGGAGGAGAAAAAACAUCUAUUUAUAUUAAAACAUAGGCAAUAUUUAUUCUUUUUACUCUUACCGAUGGCGAUUCUGUCACGCUACGGGAUUUGUUAAAUUGACCAUUUUAUGUUUAUUUGAUGUGAAUUAUGUAUGGAAUGUCGUUUAAUGUCCGCUGUAAUGUGAGGCUCGGUUCGUUCAAUGUGAAGAAAAACAAAAAAGUUAUGCACAAUGAUAUUUUAUAAAUGUUCCAAAUGAAUUAUAAAUCCAA
Ictalurus furcatus (blue catfish) is the source of this 3158-nucleotide messenger RNA. RefSeq names its product neurocalcin delta b (gene ncaldb). The coding region runs from base 337 to 915 and encodes 192 amino acids. The transcript is spliced from 4 exons. The record is from RefSeq and is a predicted model, not a curated record. Gene Ontology annotation, molecular function: actin binding; tubulin binding; calcium ion binding. Gene Ontology annotation, cellular component: cytosol. NCBI's taxonomy places the organism in Eukaryota, Metazoa, Chordata, Actinopteri, Siluriformes, Ictaluridae. Gene Ontology annotation, biological process: calcium-mediated signaling.